CUGGCCAUCUUAAUUUCCAUCUGUUUGAUAUUCUGAGCUCUUUCUCGCUUCGCCUUCCAGCAACGUGCUCUUCGAGAGCAGUUGAGCCAUUCCUUUGGGCUUGAUCCCACCGUCCACUCCUUAUACCAGACAAAUUCACUCGUUUUCUGCUCGCCCACCCAUCGCCAUGCCCGGCAAAGGACAUCACCGGUCGCGGUCGUCAAUCGACCGCGUUAUCGAUCUGCUGGCAGAUCUCGAGGAGAACCAGAUCGCCGUGCUCCUGGACGACCUGAACCACACCACCUCGAGCAAUGUCCCUGUGUCGGACGCAAUUGCACUCUUUGAGCACCAUACAAGCAAGGACAUAAGGAAAAACACUCGGUCACCGUCGCCGGUACGGGCCCUGCAGGUCGAACUGGAGCGACGUCACAGCAGGAGGAUCUCGGCUGCACCUGAAUCAGGACCUCGGGCCAAGAGAGCCUCCUUUCAACCACCAGCCCCGCGGCAGCCGACAAGCCUUUCGCUACCAGUAACGCAGCCGACCGACCGACCCGGCCGAUCCGACUAUACCGGACACAACGACCAGUCCUUGUUAACACUCCCUUCGCCCACACAUGUCGAGCGUCCCCAGCCGUCUUCCUCCGAGGCAUCAUCCUCCGGCUUUCGGCCCCGUUCGUACAAGAGGAUCAGCCGCCCCACGUUCCUUUCGCCGACCGCCACUGCCGAGCUGCACCUGUUACUCCUGGCCUUCUUUAAUGGAGAGACGCCGGCCUCCGCCACCACGACGGCCACGCCAUCACCCACCACACCGCAGUUCUUCGGCAUGUCACAUUCCCCCUUCUCGUCCGACUUCGAGCUCGAAGAACCCAACACCCCGGGUCUCGAUCUGCUGGAACCGUCGCCGACACGGACCCCGAGCUUCUCGUCCGGGCGAAGCAUCAGAACGAUCCCCAGCAUGGGCAGCAUAUUUGAAGUUCUGAGUUCACAGUGAUACCUAAUUUCUUUUAAAUUCCUAAUGGACUUGUAAUACACCACGCGUUAGGCUGUACGAUG
Molecule: messenger RNA, 1032 nt
Organism: Chaetomium strumarium
Lineage: Eukaryota; Fungi; Ascomycota; Sordariomycetes; Sordariales; Chaetomiaceae
Exons: 1
Coding region: 167-970 (267 amino acids)
Source: RefSeq, a predicted model, not a curated record